AACAAAUGUGUGUACCAGGCUUAAGUUGUGGUUUUCAAUGGAAUACAUUUUGUGACAUCAUUAACCUCUUGGCGCCGGCACCUCCCGGCCCUUUAAGAGUUUCAGAAGCCGGGAGGUGGGGCAGGGUUUUUUGGGUCAUGUGACCGCCCAGGGGCGGACUGACAACUCAUGGGGCCCCCGGGCAAUAGGGGAUAAUUGGGGCCCCUGUGUCCUUGCCCAAACUCAAAAAAACCUAUGAAAAAGGUACCAGGGGCAUCUCAUGGGUCCCC
Staurois parvus is the source of this 269-nucleotide messenger RNA. The record is from the annotation of a GenBank genome assembly. Lineage: Eukaryota; Metazoa; Chordata; Amphibia; Anura; Ranidae.